Messenger RNA from Epinephelus fuscoguttatus (brown-marbled grouper), 6019 nucleotides. RefSeq names its product un-named hu7910. Bases 454 to 3054 code for a protein of 866 amino acids. Gene Ontology annotation, molecular function: peptidyl-aspartic acid 3-dioxygenase activity; protein binding. Gene Ontology annotation, cellular component: endoplasmic reticulum; membrane. The transcript is spliced from 9 exons. The record is from RefSeq and is a predicted model, not a curated record. Lineage: Eukaryota; Metazoa; Chordata; Actinopteri; Perciformes; Serranidae. Gene Ontology annotation, biological process: peptidyl-aspartic acid hydroxylation.
AGAAGACAAGGAGGAAGAGGAGAAGCUCUUUCUUUCUCCUGCUUAGCUUAUUGACAUUUUGUUGUCCUCCUUGAUAGCUGCUUUCCUAUUUGGACGAUCAGUAAUUUGGAUUGUUUGUUCUUUUUGAUUGUUUUUAUCUCUUUACAUCAGCUCAUUGUUUUGUACUGUUUAAACCUUUAUACAGUUUUCCAAAAGUAUUUUGUCAUGUUUUUGAAAACUUUUAAAUAGUUGCGAUUCUAAUUCUUCUUUUUUCAGUCUAGUUUCAUCUGGUACUUCACACAUCCAUCACUUUAUAUUCUAAAAUUGUUAUUUUUAAUUUUUUGUGAUGGUGGUUUAGUGUGCAACACACUGUGUAUAUCUACUCAGGAAGGUUGUCUGCUCUGGCCUGGUUCUGGCCCAGUUCUGGCCUGGCACGGUCCUGUUUUUGGGUUGAGCUGAGACCUAAGACCGUCCAUGCAGGGUUAUCGCCACUAUGGCACCUCCUACCCUGUCUCACCCUCCUCAGCCCCUGUAGAGGAGAUCCAUGCUGAAGAGGAGGAGGAAGAGGAGGAGGUGUACGCUGAAGAGAAGGUGUAUGGGGAGGAGGCAGAGCCCCUGAUACAGGAGGAAGUGGAGAAGGAGACAGGAGGCGUUAAUGAGGAGGAGGUCACACAGAUGAAGGAGGAAGCUCAGCCUGUUGCCCAGGAGACAGAGGGGAAGACACCACUGGUGGAAAGUAAGAAUGGAAAAAGGACAGAGAGAGCAACAGCAGGAGGAGAUGCAGCAGCAGGAGGAGGUUCAAAGUACUCCAUGUUUACCUGGUUUGUGGUUCUGGCUCUGCUGGGUGUCUGGAGCUCGGUGGCUGUGGUCUACUUCAACAUUGUGGACUAUGACAGUGUCAUCGGGAAACUGACAGCAUAUGACACUGACGGAGAUGGUGACUUUGACGUGGAAGAUGCUAAAGUUCUGUUAGAUGAAAAGAAGUUUAAAGCUCCUGCUCUUAGGAGGGACAGGCAGAGAAAAGAGGACAGGAAAGAGGCGAAGAAGAAAGGUAGACGUAAAGAAGACAAGAUGUUAGAGAAGAUUGAUCGAGAAAUAAAAAUCCCUAAAGGUAGAUGUUCCUCUAUUACUGUGUCUGAAGCAGGGGAGACUGCUGCAACAAGGAACACAACUAGAGACCAUCCCGUCAGUGGCACCCGGCUGCGCUCUGCUCUGAGGGAAGAGCUGAGGAUGAUCCAAGAGAAGAUGGAAGCCAAGAGAAUUGCUCGCAUCGCUCUGGCAGAGAUCAGGGCCUUCCUCGCUGAAGAAGUGGAUGAGAAGGAGACGGCCUGGGCGCUGAAGAUGAAGACACUGGAGACUGCACAAGAGCAGCUGAGGUUGGAGAGGGAAAGGAUGGAGAAGGCUGAGAAGGAAAGGAUGGAGAGGGAAGCACAGGAGAAAGCAGAGAAAGAGAGGCUGGCUCAAGUGAGGGCAGAAAAGGAGAGACAAGAGAUGGAGAGAUUGGCCAAAGAAAAGGCAGCCAAAGAGGAGAGGGAACAACAGGAGAAAGAGAGGGUGGAGAGGGAAAAGAUGGAGAGAGAUCGCCUUGCCAGAGAACAAGAGAAGGCAGAGAGGGAACAACAGGAGAAAGAGAGACUGGAAAGAGAGAGGGCUGAAAAGGAAAGGAUCGAAAGAGAAAGAAUAGCCAGAGAAAAGGACAGGAUGGAGAGAGAGAAGGCAGAGAAGGAGAAACUUGAGAAAGAAAGGAUUGCCAAAGAGAAAGCAGAAAAAGAAAGACUGGAGGGGGAACGCAUUGCUAGGGAAAGAGAGCGGAUCACCAGAGAGAAGGAGCUGCAAGAAAAAGAACGCAUCGCCAGAGAAAGGGCAGAAAAAGAGAAGCUAGAGAAAGAGCGCAUCGCCAGAGAAAGGGCAGAAAAAGAACGGCUAGAGAGAGAGCGCAUCGCCAGAGAAAGGGCAGAAAAAGAGAAGCUAGAGAGAGAGCGAAUUGCCAGAGAAAGGGCAGAAAAAGAAAGGCAGGAGAAAGAGCGCAUCGCCAGAGAAAGGGCAGAAAAAGAGAGGCUAGAGAGAGAGCGUAUCACCAGAGAAAGGGCAGAAAAAGAAAGGCAGGAGAAAGAGCGCAUUGCCAGAGAAAGGGCAGAAAAAGAGAGGCUAGAGAGAGAACGUAUCGCCAGAGAAAGGGCAGAAAAAGAAAGGCAGGAGAAAGAGCGCAUCGCCAGAGAAAGGGCAGAAAAAGAGAGGCUAGAGAGAGAGCGCAUCGCCAGAGAAAGGGCAGAAAAAGAAAGGCUAGAGAGAGAGCGUAUCGCCAGAGAAAGGGCAGAAAAAGAAAGGCAAGAGAGAGAACGUAUCGCCAGAGAAAGGGCAGAAAAAGAAAGGCUGGAGAGGGAACGCAUCGCCAAGGAAAGAGAAAGAAUUGCAAGGGAGAAGGAGAGGAUUGAGCGAGAGAGGGACGAAAAGGAGAGGCAAGAGAAAGAACGAAAAGCCAUAGAACGAGCAGAGAAAGAAAGACUUGAGAGAGAACGUAUUGCUAAGGAAAGAGACAGAAUCGCCAGGGAAAAAGAGAGAGCAGAAAAGGAAAGACUGGAAAAAGAAGGAGUAGCUAGAGAGAAGGAAAAGAUGGAGAUGGAACACAUUGCCAGGGAAAGGGCAAGGAUUGCUCAGGAGAAGGAGCGACUAGAAAAAGAAAGAGCAGAAAAGGAGAGGGCAGCUAGAGAACUGAGGGAGAGGAUGGAGAGGCAAAGAAUCACCCGGGAGAAAGAGAGAAUUGAACAGGUGAGACUCGAGAAGGAAAGGAUGGAAAAAGAGAGAGCAGCGAGGGAGAAGUUGGAGCGUGAGAGAGCUGAGCUGAUGGAGAGGCAGAGGCUCGCCAGAGAAAAGGCUGCUCGGGACAAGAUGGAGGCAGAGAGGCUGGCAAAGGUAGAAGUGAAGAAACAGGAGCUCCUCGAGAGGAAACCAAAUGCUUCCCAGCCGAAAGUUCCAGCAGCGGAGGAUAGAAGUGACAGAGGAAGUGUGUCAGCAGUCAGGAGGGAGAAAAGUGUGGUGGAGGAGAAGAUGGCUGUGGGCGGGAAGAAAAAAUGACACCCUGGAUCUAAGUAACUAUCUUGUAAAUGGUGCUGAAGCUCUGAUUGGCUGCAGGCUGAAAGGAAGCAUAGACAAGGGGCAUGAAAAAUAAUGUGGAAAAUACUUCAACUUUAAUCCCUCUCCAUGACGGAGCUGGUGAAUCCACAUUUUACAGAGUAAGGACAAUAAAGAAAUUUUAGAGAACAGGACAUUUGCUGUUAUCCCAAAAGCAUGACAUCACAAUUUUUCUUUCUUUGAUCACAUGAAAAUAUUUCCUAUUAAAGGUCCAGUGUUUAGGAUGUAGGGGGAUAUAUUGGUAGAAAUAUAACAGGUAUGUUUUUUUUUAGUGCAUAAUCACCUGAAAACAAGAAUUUCCGGAAGAACACUGAUUUUUCGUCAAUAUGAAACUGCUUAAUUCAGAGUUUUACCAGUUUAAAUCACCAAGUCUGUUUGUUUUGGAGAGGAGGAAACCAGGGUUAGAGCAUACUUCUUUUAUGGUCAAUAUGGCUUUUAAUAUUCUAGAAUUCUGGCCACAUGAAACAACUACUGGGCAUAUGAUUUAAAUAGCUGUAUAAUCGGCUAUGAAUUUAAACAACAAGAAAGCACUUAAUUAAAUAACUUGAAAAUAAGCCAAAUGAAGAAGCCAUCUGUUGAACAGAAUGACUAACUAAUCAGAAGUUCAGCGGCAGAGGCAAAGGAGGAAAAGGACUGGGUGCCACAAGCAUCACCAUAAAUCAUGAAGGUUGCAAUCUGGCUGUCCGACUCACCGUGGUGGAGUGGAGCUUAUCUCAGGCCUUUUCUACAAGGAGACCAACAGUGUGUUGAAGGUCUUCCUGAAGAACUUGACCCAUGAUGCCAUCACCUAACUACACCAAGAAUGCUAAGAGUAGGACCGUGACUCCCAUGGAUGUGGCGUAUGCUCUGAAGAGGCAGGGACACACUCUGUACUGCUGGUGGCGAAAUAGCUCAAUUCGUAUUGAAAAUCCUAGAAUCUGGUCUGCAUAAUAUAGGUUUAUAUUUAAGUUGUCUUGGCAGCAUACAUUAUAGGUCAGCAAUGUUAGGCUAUUUAAUAUGCUAUUGAUGAAGGUAUUUAUUUAUUUGGCAAAUAUCCCUCCGGACAUUUUGGCCUUUGUGUGCCGGACAACUUCACGUGAUACCGGCAAAGACUAACAUAAACCCUUGAAGGAACCUCUAUGGAUAAUUAACCUCCUAAACAUCUGGAUUUUAAGGUAUCAAACAAAAAAGGUGAGCAUAAAUUAGCAGGUACUGGGGUAACGUCCGUCCCUGAUAUGCCAGUCAACAUCAGAAAGCACUGAUUUGUAACAUUAUGCCUCUUUUUUCAGGGUUUUUACUGAAUCACCUGGUCUGUUUGUUUUGGAGAGGAAGAGACCUCUGUGGAAAAUUCAGUUCCCUGAAUUUUUUAAAUCCUGAACAUUGAAAACUGAAGGAAUUCUAACCAGGAAAAGUUUUAGCUGGUUGCAAUCUGUAGUCCUUGCCACUAGAUGGCACUAAAUCCCCCUAAAUCUUACACACUGUUCCUUUAAGUAAAUACUCUAAAAGAAGUCAAAUAAUGGUAUACUGUGAUACGAACCUGCCAUUCAUAUCAGUGGUGACAUUCUGGUGAUUGUUCUUAUAUUCAUCUGCUGCAGUCUUUUAAGGGUGUUUUUUUUCCCUUCUUUUCCAAAUUGACCAUUUUGUAGUUUGUGGUAUUAAAAUUUUGUGAAGAAAUCUUGAAAAUCCUAAACAUGGUGGGUAUGUAAAGGGGGCAAAAAAGAAAAUGUGUAAUAUUAAUUUCAAACUGUCUUUUGGAAACGUCUUGCUUCAGUUUGCAUGUUGGUUUGAUGUUACUGUAGAUUAUGUUUUAAGUUAUGAGUUUUAUUUUGGUGAAGAAAACAUAUAAAUCUGAGUCUUCUUAUCUCAUGAUGCCAGCAUCAAUUUGAAUUUUUCACAAAAAGUUCAGAGCCUUAUGUUUGCAUCCUAAUUCAGAUCUGAUAAAAUCAUUUAGUGAAGAAAAUACUGAUUAAUAAAAUUUGCCAUAUGGUGCACUCUACUGGAAACAGUCAGAUUUAACUUUGAAGGAAAACAAAAAAAUAUUAAGCUAAACAUCAAAUAGGCCUACUCAUUAUUUAAAAUACUUGCUAUUUAAAAACACUGACUGUUCAAAGCACCCUUUUUCUGACAGAUUUUCCAUCAGUCUGUGGCAUGUAAUAUUGUAUUUAGGGUAAUAGUUUGGUGAAGGUGUCGUCUUACAUGACACAGAUACCGUAGAUGUGUUCAGACACUGUAUUCAAGUAGGUUUGAGUCUGGUGUAAUUUAAAACCUUGUCAGUGUUGAAAAGGAUUAAUGGAAUCACUGAAGGGUUCAAUUUUAAGAACCCACUUAAAGGAUUAACUUAGAGUUAUACUUGAGAAUUUAAUUUGUUUCAUUGUGUUUUCAUGGGGUUUUUUCUAUCUUUAACUCAUGUUUUUGUCAGAUAUGAUCGUUUCUUGGCUCCUUGGUUUUUGGCUCUGAUCUUUUCCAGAUGCUAGUUUUUCUUGGAGGUUCAUGUUAGUAAGCUACUGAGGUUAUGAGCUUUUGUAGAAGAACUCCCAACAGGAUAAUGAUAAGUUAAAGCAAAAAAAAAGUCUGAUUCCACUUUAAUGUGAGUAUUGUAGUGCAACUUGUAAAAAGAAAAGCUUGGUUAAGGAUGCUGAUUUCAAGGCCAAAUGCAGUUAUAACAUCUACUAAACCUGUAAUAAGUAAUAUAUACAGUGGAGGCAUGUAGUGACUUUUCAGAUAACUUUUUGACUGCAGCCAUUGGCUCUCAGAAAACUGAAUACUAAAUCAAUUUACUUGAUAGCAGCAGUUUCAUCAAUUUAUCUUUUGCUUUGUGCAGCCUCAUGCCUUGAGCACAGGGCCUGAUUGAACCAACUCUAAAAUAAUCAUGCCUUUUCUUCAAAAUGUGAGAAAAACUUUGAUAAAUAAAUCUUGGUUUUCAAAUUGA